Lodderomyces parapsilosis is the source of this 1377-nucleotide messenger RNA. It is a transcript of the gene SMM1, whose product is annotated as Smm1p. The coding region runs from base 1 to 1377 and encodes 458 amino acids. Gene Ontology annotation, biological process: tRNA dihydrouridine synthesis. NCBI's taxonomy places the organism in Eukaryota, Fungi, Ascomycota, Pichiomycetes, Serinales, Debaryomycetaceae. Gene Ontology annotation, cellular component: cytoplasm. The transcript has a single exon. The record is from RefSeq and is a predicted model, not a curated record. Gene Ontology annotation, molecular function: tRNA dihydrouridine synthase activity; flavin adenine dinucleotide binding.
AUGCUAAGGAAGAUGAUUGAUUAUACUAACAAAGUAUGUCUCGCACCCAUGGUUAGAAGUGGUGAACUUCCAAUACGACUACUAUCACUCAAAUACAAUUGCGAUUUAGUUUGGUCACCAGAACUAAUCGACAAGAAAUUGAUAACCACAACUCGAGUGGAGAAUAAGACACUAGGGACUAUCGAUUACAUUGCCAAAAAUAACCACAACAACAAUAAAAAACAACCUUUUCCCGAGACGGUUGUGUUUCGCAAACAUCCUCAUGAAUCGGGUAAACUCAUUUUGCAAUUGGGUACAUCUGAUCCUGAUUUGGCAGUUGAAGCAGCACAAAAAGUGAUUGAUGAUGUCGAUGGAAUUGAUUUAAACUGCGGAUGCCCCAAGUCAUUUUCAACUCAUUCGGGCAUGGGUGCUGAAUUAUUGAAGACUCCCGAUUUACUAUGUUCAAUUUUGCAAAACCUAGUUAUCAAGGUGGGUAAACCCAAAAACAAACCCAUUAGUUGUAAAAUUAGACUAUUACCCAACUUUGAAGCAUCUCAUAAACUUGUAAAACAAAUAUGCUCCACCACCGGUAUUGCCAAUUUAACUAUACAUUGUCGUACACCAAUAAUGAGAAAUCGACAAGAUCCAUAUUGGAAUUAUCUACCCAAAUUGAUACCCUUGAUUCAAUCAUAUGGAAUUAGUGUUGUACUAAAUGGUAAUUUCCAAUCACGAAUGGAUUUAGACACUGUGCAACAGGCUUUAAACAAUGAUAAAUUGAGUAUCAUGAUUGCUGAGGCUGCCGAAUGUAAUCCGUCAGUAUUUGCAAAAUCAGGAGCAGACAACUCAGUACAACUGCAACAUCAAUUGAUUAAUGAAGUGUAUGAUCUUGGACUGAAGUAUCACUUAUAUUCAGGUACAAAAUUUUUAGUCAUGAAUAUGAUCCCCGGUAAAUCAAAAUAUUAUCAGAAAUUCUCUCAGCUGAAGAAUUUUGAACAAAUGAAACUAGUGAUUGAUGAAAUGAAUACCAAACAAGAUAACUUGAACGAUAAAAUUUAUCAAGUCAUGAAUAAACAUUGUCAAAAACUGCAUUUUUUCCAAGAUGCAACUGCAUUUCACAACUACAUCACUGGCUCACGCCGUGAUGAAAUUUUACAAUUUUUCAACAAUUGGAAAGAAGGGGAAAUGUUGAAAGAUUUAAAUGAUUCUCCAACAAAGAGAAUAAUGGAAAUACCAAAACAUAAACAAGUUAAACGACAAAAGAAACAAUGCAAUGAGGAAAAAAGCAAAGGUGAAUGGAAACAAAUGGUUGAUUCUGGAGUUGAAGUCGAUCGCAAUCUUGAAGAUCAAGCCGUGGCUACUAACCAACUAAAUAAACAAGAAAAAAUACAAGCUGUUUGA